GCGCAGGGCGGGGCCGGGACCGGCCGGGUCCCCGGCACCCCCCUCCCUCCGCCCGCCCAGACGCGCCACUGCAGAAGAGACGGGCGCCCAGGAGGCCGCGCCGGGGUACAGGCGCCGCUGCUAUGGACAUCCCGCCGCUUGCCGGCAAGACCGCCGCUCUGUCGCUCGGCGCCCUCCCCUUGUCCUAUGCGCUCAACUACGUCUCGGCGCUCUCGCACCCCCUGGGGGUGGCAUUGAUGAGUGCCCUGAUCCUGGGUCUGCUUUUCAUGGCUAUCUACAACUUGUCUCCUGGUGAUAUCUACUAUGACCCACUCUAUGCUGUGUUCACUAUCUUCACCUUCACCUCGGUGGUGGACCUCCUUAUUGCUCUCCAGGAAGAUGGCUACAUGGUGGGCUUCAUGGAGUUCAUUACCAAGGAGGGAGAGCCAUACUUGCGCACUGCCCAUGGAGUCUUCAUCUGCUACUGGGAUGGCACCGUUCACUACCUCCUCUACCUGGCCAUGGCUGGUGCCAUCCACAGAAGGAAGAGAUACCGGAACCUUGGACUGUACUGGCUGGGAUCUUUCAUCAUGAGCAUUCUGGUAUUUCUUCCAGGAAACAUCCUUGGGAAAUACAGCUCAGAGAUCAGACCUGCCUUCUUCCUGGCCAUCCCCUAUAUGCUGGUCCCAUGCUGGGCUGGCAUGAGGGUCUUCGGCCAGUCCCGGGCACCAACCAGCUGUAUCCCUCACGUGGUACAGGAGGAGCAAAGAAAGGGCCUCCUGCGACGCCCGGUUGACCUGGUCCUUGUCAUAUACCUCACCCUUGCUGGGUUCUUCACCCUCUUCCGGGGCCUGGUGGUGCUUGACUGCCCCACAGAUGCCUGCUUUAUCUACAUCUAUCAGUAUGAGCCAUACCUACGGGACCCCGUGGCCUAUCCGAAGGUGCAGAUGCUGGUGUAUAUGUUCUAUGUGCUGCCCUUCUAUGGCCUGGCUGUCUAUGCCCUCAUUGUCCCUGGCUGUUCUUGGCUGCCUGACUGGGCCUUGGUGUUUGCUGGAGCUGUUGGCCAGGCACAGUUCUCGCACAUGGGUGCCUCCAUGCACCUGCGCACGCCCUUCACCUACCGUGUGCCUGAUGACGCCUGGGCCUGCUUCUUCGGGUGCAACCUGCUGUAUGCGCUGGGCCCCCACCUGCUGGCCUUCCGCUGCCUUCAGUGGCCCGCCUUCUUCCUGCGCCCUCCCCCUGGCCCCCCGGCCCACCACAAGAAGCAGCACUGAGAGGGCUGGGGACUCCCCAGGACUCUGUUUACAUGCCUAGCAAGCCCUGCUUGGGGAAGGGUGGGCUGGGUUGUUUAGAGGCAGAAAGUACAUCUCCAGGUGCCUUUGGUCCUGGCCAUGGUGGUUUCAGGCCAAUGGACAGGAUGGGAGGCCCAAGGGCCAAGUGUUCCCCCAGAGAGGGCCACA
Lynx canadensis (Canada lynx) is the source of this 1439-nucleotide messenger RNA. It is a transcript of the gene TM6SF2, whose product is annotated as transmembrane 6 superfamily member 2. The transcript has 10 exons. The coding region runs from base 123 to 1253 and encodes 376 amino acids. Gene Ontology annotation, biological process: lipid homeostasis; regulation of lipid metabolic process. Gene Ontology annotation, cellular component: endoplasmic reticulum membrane; endoplasmic reticulum-Golgi intermediate compartment membrane. The record is from RefSeq and is a predicted model, not a curated record. Lineage: Eukaryota; Metazoa; Chordata; Mammalia; Carnivora; Felidae.